AUUCGGUAAACGUGUUGUGUUCGUUUUCUUAUCAACACCGAAUGUUAUCAGUAAAUUUUGAAGCCGGAAAAUCGAGCAUUGACAGUUUCAUCAUAUUUUUCAUCCUUUUUAACUAAUUUACAUCGUUAAAAACCAUGCUACGAAAUGUUUAAACGACUAGCUCGAACUCACUUCCAUCCGAACCCAUCGCUGAGUAAGCGAUGGGGUUCAAAAGCAGGGGAAUACGUAAUGAAAACACAGCCAGAAUUGAUCACCGUUGAAAACCAGUACGAUGUGUUGGAAGAUUCAGUAGCACCUUUAUGUCGAUUACCGUACGAGAAACAAUUAGAAUACAAGGAGCAUUUCAUCAACGAUGUUAUCAAAGAGUUACGUACCAGAGUAAUCGGUUUUACCAGAAAAGAUUUAGAAAUUUUACCCUUAACACCUUCGCCUGUUAUUGAUCAUUACCGAAGCAAAGACGAAUAUAAUGUUCGAAUGGGAGUUGACGGUGAUCCAAAAACUUACGGAUUAUUCACUGGUCGACCCGCAGUUGGGCAAGUAUAUUCGAUUAGACCGAUCAGAAUACCAGUAAUUAAACCGAAACAUAAUAAAAUCCUCGAAAUCUUUGAAAAGUACGUGAAAGAGAACCCUCUACCUCCUUGUUAUAAUCUGAACGAUGGCGGAUUCUGGAGAAGAGUUGUCGUACGUAGUAAUGUUCAUGAUGAGACUAUGCUGGUGAUAUACAAUCAUCCUCAGAAUCAUUCUAGAGAAACGAUUGAAAAAAUCGAACGAGAAGUAGUCGAACAUUUCGCUGCUCAUGAUUGUCAUGUUGAUUCGAUGUAUCACUUUUUAUCCAAUAAAGUCAGAUGUGAUACGAGUAAUUCUGAAGUAUCCUUGAUCCACGGUAAACCUUUUAUAUAUGAAACGCUGCUUGACCAUAAGUUUAGAAUAUCGCCGGAUGCGUUUUUUCAAAUAAACGUCAAAGCUGCCGAAAUAUUACACGAAGAAGUGAUGAAGUUAGCUCAAUUGAAAGAUAAUACGACUUUAUUGGAUUUAUGUUGCGGAGUUGGUACGUUCAGCAUAACUGCGAGUAAACAUGCCAGACAUUGUAUCGGUAUUGAUAAUAGUUUCAGUUCUAUCGAAGAUGCUAUGCAUAAUGCAGUCUUGAAUAAUGCAUUGAAUUGCGAAUUUAUGCCAGGAAACGUAGAAACGAGAUUGAAGAAAGUACUCGAGUCGACGUAUACGAUAUCAAAUUUAGUAGUUAUUGCAAAUCCUGGAAGAAGUGGACUACAUCCCAGAGCAAUAGAAAUAAUUCGCGAUACGAGUUCUAUUAAACGAUUGGUUUACAUCUCUUGCAAACCGGACCAUGUAAUGACCAGACAAAAUUUCAUAGAUCUUAUGCAAGUCAACAAGAAAAAGAAAGGCGUGGCGCCUUUUAAAUUGAAGAAAAUUAAAACUAUCGAUUUAUUUCCUCAUACGUACCAUUACGAAAUGAUAUUAUUAUUCGAAAGAUGAUAUGAACGCAGUCAGGUAAUCGAUAUGGAUUCUAAAUUGAAACUGGAAUGCAUACUUUAAGGAUCAAGAAGAUGGAAUGGUUGAAUUUUUUUUUUAGUUUUUUCUUUCCUAAAAAAUGAAGAGGAAUUUUUAUUCCAAAAUAAAUUUUUUAUUUUAA
Messenger RNA from Planococcus citri (citrus mealybug), 1651 nucleotides. Its product is annotated as tRNA (uracil-5-)-methyltransferase homolog B-like. The transcript is spliced from 8 exons. The coding region runs from base 145 to 1494 and encodes 449 amino acids. The record is from RefSeq and is a predicted model, not a curated record. Gene Ontology annotation, biological process: RNA processing. NCBI's taxonomy places the organism in Eukaryota, Metazoa, Arthropoda, Insecta, Hemiptera, Pseudococcidae. Gene Ontology annotation, molecular function: RNA binding; RNA methyltransferase activity.